Phyllostomus hastatus (greater spear-nosed bat) is the source of this 1016-nucleotide messenger RNA. RefSeq names its product GRAM domain containing 2A (gene GRAMD2A). Lineage: Eukaryota; Metazoa; Chordata; Mammalia; Chiroptera; Phyllostomidae. Gene Ontology annotation, biological process: regulation of store-operated calcium entry. The record is from RefSeq and is a predicted model, not a curated record. Bases 57 to 1016 code for a protein of 319 amino acids. Gene Ontology annotation, cellular component: endoplasmic reticulum membrane; organelle membrane contact site; extrinsic component of cytoplasmic side of plasma membrane. The transcript is spliced from 11 exons. Gene Ontology annotation, molecular function: phosphatidylinositol-4,5-bisphosphate binding.
UCGGGCCAGCGCGUUCUGGCAGCUUGGUCCUUGGGUCUCUUGCUGGAGGCUCUGCGAUGACCGCUCUAAGCAGGGUUGAGGCUGCGGAGGCCAGCAGCAACCAACAGAUGCUUGGGAAGACGACUUCUCUGAAGAGCCCUGUGUUCUGCUCAGAGAAACUGGACAGGGUUCCGACACCCCAGGACUCCAGUCUGCACUGGCCAGAAGGCCUGAAGAGUGAAGAGAUCAAGAAAUACAGCCGAGAAGGGACACUGCUGAGUAAAUACAACCAGCAAUACCAUAAGCUGUUCAAGGACAUCCCCUUAGAGGAGGUGGUUCUCAAAGUGUGCUCCUGCGCUCUCCAGAGGGACCUCCUUCUCCAGGGCCGGCUCUAUAUCUCCCCCAACUGGCUCUGCUUCCAUGCCAGCCUCUUUGGCAAGGAUAUCAAGGUGGUCAUUCCUGUGGUGUCUGUGCAAAUGAUCAAGAAACACAAGAUGGCACGGCUCCUUCCCAAUGGCCUGGCCAUCACCACCAACACGAGCCAGAAGUAUGUUUUUGUGUCACUGCUCUCCCGGGACAGUGUGUAUGACAUGCUGAGGAGGGUCUGCACUCACCUACAGCCUUCCAGCAAGAAGAGUCUGAGUGUAAGAGAAUUUCCAGAGGAGCCUGAGUGCGAGUCCCUGGAAGUCCUCAUCCCUGAGAUGAAGUGGAGAAAAGUGUGCCCUGCUUCGAGGUCCCUGUCCCACCCAGACAGCAUCCCCUGUGCCCCUCGGGCAUCCGUGGACUCCCCGGAUAGCCUGUUCCUCUCCAGGAAACCCCCUCGGUCUGAAAAUGCCUCCUGUGAGCAGGACACACUGGAGGAGGAGCCCAGGAGCAACGAGGAACUGAGGCUCUGGAAUUACCGGCUCCUCAAGGUCUUCUUUGUGUUGAUCUGCUUCCUGGUCGCGUCCUCAUCCUAUCUGGCAUUCCGCAUCUCCCGGCUGGAACAGCAGCUGUGCUCCCUGAACUGGGACGGCCCAGUCCCUGGGCACAGGUGA